UUAAACAUCUGGAUCUGAGAUUUGAGAAGACAGGUUCAAGAUUGAAAAGAAAUUUGCCUUUGAAAACGGAGUAUAACAAAAAUAAAAUUAAAAAUGUUGGGAGUAUAAUGCGAUAAUUAAUCAAUCAAUCAGAAUCCGGUUCGUUACCAAAAUGCUCUCAUUUUCUUCUUUAUUCUCCCUCCAUUUGCGUGCGUUUCUCGAUGCCCUAAUCACAACAUCACCUUACUCAAACAACCACAACUUCAAUGAGUACGUCUCGUCCGUGCCCUUCUCUCAAAUCAUUUUCCAACAAAUUUGGAGGAAUCCUGCGGUGUUGCAAUUCAACAAACAAGUAUGAGAGGUUGGACAGUGAGCUUGAGAGGAAACUGGUGGAGGCCAAACAAAGAAGUACACAAAGAGAUAACAAAAUCAAAUCCAUGAAUAGCAUCAUUCUGCGGUUUCCUCAGUUCCGAGAAGGAUUGGAAGAGAUUCGGGGCGUUUUUCGACAGUUCGAUGUUGAUUCAAACGGAAUCAUUGAUCGUGAGGAGCUAACAAAAUGCUUGCAGAAAUUGCAAUUCGACUGCACAGACCAGGAAAUUAACGACCUUUUUGAGUCUUGUGAUUUGGGCAGGAACAAAGGCAUGAAAUUUAAUGAGUUUGUAGUUGUAUUGUGCCUUAUUUAUCUCCUUGGUGGUACUUUAUCUUCAAACCAUAUGGCGACAACAAUGGUAUCUCCAGAGCUUAAAGCAACGUUUGAUUCCAUAAUUGACGCCUUCUUAUUUCUUGAUAAAAAUGGCGAUGGGAAGCUGGACAAGAAGGACAUGAUCAAAGCUAUGAAUGAUGAUUUCCCGAAGGAGAAAUCUCCUGCACACAUCACCAUGACUCGAUUUAGUAAUCCCCUAACUCUUAGGAGAAUUGGACUGGAACAAGGAUGGGAAAGUCGGGUUCAGGGAAUUCCUAUUCUCUCUGGUCAACUGGGUCGGGAUUGACUCCCACGACGAAGGCCAUAUCACAACAAUCUAAAAUCAACAACAGCAACAACGCAAUAUAUGUACUUAAAUCUUUUCAUAUUUGCAACAUAUAACUUUGUGACAUUCUUAUUAGGUUCUUUACAUAUCUGGGAAAAGAAAAAAUAAACUAAAAAAAUAUAGGUGUAAA
Messenger RNA from Helianthus annuus (common sunflower), 1137 nucleotides. Its product is annotated as probable calcium-binding protein CML22. Bases 246 to 968 code for a protein of 240 amino acids. NCBI's taxonomy places the organism in Eukaryota, Viridiplantae, Streptophyta, Magnoliopsida, Asterales, Asteraceae. The transcript is spliced from 5 exons. The record is from RefSeq and is a predicted model, not a curated record. Gene Ontology annotation, molecular function: calcium ion binding.